CAUUGGCGAACAACGACUUGACUCUCUUUGCUGUUGCUUUCUCUUCAACCCCCAUCACACCUCCCUCACCAUGCUCGCCCGCUCCCGCGCCGCACUCCCCCGCCCUGCUCGCCUCCUCACGGCCAACACGGCCGCCCGCCGUCACAUGGGCUCCAAGGACGUCGUCUUUGGCAACGACGCCCGCCAGGGCAUGCUCAAGGGUGUCGACACGCUCGCCAAGGCCGUCUCGGCGACUCUUGGUCCCAAGGGCCGCACUGUUAUCAUUGCCCAGUCGUUCGGCGGCCCCAAGAUCACCAAGGACGGUGUCUCGGUCGCCAAGGCCAUCACCCUCAAGGACCCCGUUGAGAACCUCGGUGCUCGCCUCGUCCAGGAUGUCGCCUCCAAGACCAACGACACUGCUGGUGACGGCACCACCACCGCCACUGUCCUCGCCCGCGCCAUCUACUCUGAGGGUGUGAAGAACGUUGCCGCCGGCUGCAACCCCAUGGACCUCCGCCGCGGCUCGCAGAAGGCCGUCGACAAGGUCCUCGCCGUCCUCGAGGCCAACAAGCGCGUCAUCACCACGUCGGAGGAGAUUGCCCAGGUCGCCACCAUCUCGGCCAACGGCGACACCCACGUUGGUGCCAUCAUUGCUCAGGCCAUGGAGAAGGUCGGCAAGGAGGGUGUCAUCACCGUCCGUGAGGGCCGCACCAUUGAGGACGAGAUUGAGAUCACCGAGGGCAUGCGCUUCGACCGCGGCUUCAUCUCGCCUUACCUCAUCACCGACGCCAAGACCCAGAAGGUCGAGCUCGAGCACCCCCUGAUCCUCCUCUCGGAGAAGAAGAUCUCGUCGCUCCAGGACAUCCUCCCCGCCCUCGAGGCCGCCGCCGGUGCCCGCCGCCCCCUCCUCGUCAUUGCCGAGGACAUUGACGGCGAGGCCCUUGCCGCCAUCAUCCUCAACAAGCUCCGUGGCCAGCUCUCGGUCGCUGCCGUCAAGGCCCCCGGCUUCGGUGACAACCGCAAAUCGAUCCUCGGCGACAUUGCCAUCCUCACUGGCGGCACCGUCUUCACCGACGAGCUCGACGUCAAGCUCGACAAGGCCACCAUCAACCACUUUGGCCAGACUGGCUCGGUCUCGAUCACCAAGGACGACACCAUCAUCCUCAACGGUGAGGGCGACAAGGCCAACAUCACUGCCCGCUGCGAGCAGAUCCGUGGCGUCAUUGCCGACCCCACCACCUCGGAGUACGACCGCUCCAAGCUCCAGGAGCGCCUCGCCAAGCUCUCGGGCGGUGUUGCCGUCAUCAAGGUCGGUGGCUCGUCCGAGGUCGAGGUCGGCGAGAAGAAGGACCGCUACGACGACGCCCUCAACGCUACCCGCGCUGCCGUUGAGGAGGGUAUCGUCCCCGGUGGUGGUACCGCGCUCCUCAAGGCUUCGGCCCAGCUCGACUCGAUCGAGGUCUCCAACUUUGACCAGCAGCUCGGUGUCUCCAUCAUCCGCAACGCCAUCCGCCGCCCCGUCCGCACCAUUGUUGACAACGCCGGCGAGGAGGGUUCGGUUGUUGUCGGCCGUCUCCUUUCCGACGAGUUUGUCGCCACGGACAAGUUCAACUGGGGCUACGACGCCGCCACCUCGCAGUACCGCGACAUGAUCUCGGCCGGUAUCCUCGACCCCCUCAAGGUCGUCCGCACUGCCCUUGUUGACGCUUCGGGUGUCGCCUCGCUCCUCACCACGUCCGAGGCCUGCGUUGUCGACGCCGAGGACAAGUCUGCCCCCGGCGGCAUGCCCGGUAUGGGCGGCAUGGGCGGCAUGGGCAUGCCCGGUAUGAUGUAAGGUAGCUAGCUGGCGAUCAGACAAAAACGCUUGUGUGAAUCAGGCAUAGGAGAUACUGCAUGGGAGAAGUUUGUACGCAUUGAUGGAUCACUGCUCAGUGCAA
Molecule: messenger RNA, 1916 nt
Organism: Vanrija pseudolonga
Lineage: Eukaryota; Fungi; Basidiomycota; Tremellomycetes; Trichosporonales; Trichosporonaceae
Gene: hsp60
Product: Heat shock protein 60
Exons: 3
Coding region: 71-1813 (580 amino acids)
Biological process (GO): apoptotic mitochondrial changes; protein import into mitochondrial intermembrane space; mitochondrial unfolded protein response
Cellular component (GO): mitochondrial inner membrane; mitochondrial matrix
Molecular function (GO): ATP-dependent protein folding chaperone; ATP binding; protein-folding chaperone binding
Source: RefSeq, a predicted model, not a curated record